GUUCCGGGAGAAAGAGGGGGAUGUAACAGAGGCACGCUCUGUUAUUAGACUGUUCCAUAGAGAGUUAUAUUGCACCUGUCUAUCAGCGCUGCUAGCGUUACAUGCAAGAACCAUGCUUCACAAGGCAUUACCAAAGUAACUUCAUCCCUAUACACACAGGACAACGUGGAAUUUUGCGGGCAAUCCUUGCUCGUCACCAAGCCGAUAUGAACUUGUAAUAGAAGCUGCAACCCCACAGUUGCGAGCGCGCCCUCGAGUUUGUUAGCGCCAGAGACCCUACGUAUGUGAGGCCUGAAAAAAGAUGAGUUCGAACGUUCCCGGGGAAAGAGGGGGAUGUGACGGAGCCACGCUUUGUUACUAGACCGUUUCAUAGGGAGUCUAGUUACACCUGUCCAUCGGCGCUGCAAGCGUUACAUGCGGAUGCUUUACGAGACAUUACCAUAGUAGUUGCAUUCCUAUACACACAGGACAACGUGAAAUAUCGCGCGCAAUUUUCGCUCGUCACUAACCCGAUAUGAACUUGUGAUAUGAACUGCGGUCCCACGGUUGCGAGCGCAUUCUGAAGUUCGGUCGCGCCGAAGACCUGACAUACGUAAGGCCUGAAAAGAGAUGAGUUCCAACGUUCCUGGGGAAAGAGGGGGAUGUAACGGAGCCACGCUUCUUUACUAGACUUUUUUAUAGGGAGUCCAGUUGCACCUAGAGACCCUUUACUGACAGAGUCUUGUCAAAGCGAGAUUUCUUUUGAUUGGCUUUUACGGUCUGGAUCAUUCAUGGCGGGUUCACCGAAGGGACGAAUCAGAAUCGUGAUAAAACGUAGAGCGCUUAAGCGAAGGAGGCUUGAAAAACAAUUGCGAAUUAGGUAAGUAUGCAACUGAAUAUAUCAAAGUGACGCUGAAAAAUGACUGGUUGCGCGGCUUUGGGAUGCUCAAAUAGGAGCGAAAAUGGUAUAAUUUCAAAACACUUUCCUAAAGAUCCGAAGAGACGAGAACUUUGGGCAGCAGCUAUCCACCGUCCCAAUCUAAAAUAUACGAGUUCGCCAGCUUCAUGCGAGGUAAGAAUUUGUAACAAAUUAAUAUGAAGAUCCCAUCGCGUUUCGUAUAAUAUGUACUUCAAUUUUGAAAGCGGCGGAUUAAGAUUUUGUAUUUUUUUCUUUUUUUGUAACAAGAGACUCGGUAUAGUCUCGCGCCAAUUACAUUCAAAAGAACGGGUGUCCACCGAGUAUGUUCACUGCGACGGGAGCUCAAAAGCGGAGUUGGGUUCGCGUUUCAUUAAAUAGCUCCCAUAUUCAUAAUAUUACAGCAAAUGUAGAUUUUACUAGUUUACGGAAAUAUGUCCUAAUUGUUUUAAGUUACUUUAUUUGAUGCACACGUCGAAAUUGAAAAGAAAAAUUAGAUGCACACUACCAAUUGCUUGGCAAACCUUCAAAAUGGCCUAACGAUUAUGUGAAAAUCUUUACUCGGUUAUCAACGGACUACGGAAAGUUGAAAAUGAUUGAAACGCAGGUGCCGUUCUCUGUGAAUUAUCCUAAUCCAAGAUUUUUAUUACUAUGUGGAUUAGUAUAUGAGUCCACAGUCCACGAAACAUUUCAUGUCUCCCAACAAAUCUCCAGGUACAUUUCGCUGAAGACGCUUGAGAGCGAACACGCGAAGAUGGUUCCCGAAAAUUGAAAAUAACCGCAGUUCCAUGCCUUUUCAUCCAGUGUGUCGGAAGUAAGCAGCGGGACCGCUCAGUGGGGCUUACCGUGAAGCUGGUGCCGACUGCCUUACCUGAAAAAACACCCAACAUUGAAUUCGUCGAGCAAACACAGGGAGUAUAUGAUUUGGAAUAUUCACUUACCAGUCCCUCUCCAAAGUCAUCGUCAGUAUCCUGGACAAACUCCUUGCCCGAGCCAUCUCACUUUCUUCCACCUCCUCGCCAAAUUCCUCGGCACAGUAUCCUCUUUGCUCACCGCAGACUUUACAUAGCAAAGUUGAUCGAUGUUCCAGGUUACUAGAGAAGAGUGAAAAGCAUCGUAAAGUGCUCCAAAAAAAAAUGAAAGCAUUAGAAAUUGAAAAUAAUAGAUUGCGGGCAAACAUGGAUACUGGAGGCGGGUUCAAAUCUUUUCUCAACGCGGAUCAACAGAGGAUGAUCGAACAAAAAUACAGAAAAUGUACCAAGUGGUCCACAAGCACGAUAAAAAAUGCGUUAAAAAUUAAAUUUUCUUGUGGCAAUAACGGUUAUAAGGAGAUCUUAAAACAAAAGUUUCCGCUACCAUCACUCCGAACACUCUCUCGACGAAUGCAGCAUAUUAGCUUCUCCAGUGGAAUACAAAGUGACAUUUUUGAUUUACUGAAAACAAAAUUCGAACAUGUAGAGCAUGAGCACGAAAGGCAAUAUGUGAUAGUUUUUGAUGAAAUGAGCAUUCAACCUGCAAAAGUCCACGAUGUUUCCACUAACCAGUUCAUCAGAAAUGUCACUUUGCCAGGGCACAAACCAGAUAUUGCAACCCAUGCACUUGUCUUUAUGCUGGCAGGAGUCACUGUACGGUGAAAGCAAAUUGUUGCCUAUUGGGAAAUCAGCCGGGGGCGUGGCUUCUCCUUGCGGCAGAAGCAGUUACUACUGUAAGACGCAUUUUAAAUCAAGUGUCGGGUGUUUACGUUUGUGUUUACGUGAGAGUUUGAU
Messenger RNA from Athalia rosae (coleseed sawfly), 2661 nucleotides. RefSeq lists its product as uncharacterized. Bases 2032 to 2529 code for a protein of 165 amino acids. The record is from RefSeq and is a predicted model, not a curated record. NCBI's taxonomy places the organism in Eukaryota, Metazoa, Arthropoda, Insecta, Hymenoptera, Athaliidae. The transcript has a single exon.